This is a messenger RNA of Oryza sativa Japonica Group (Japanese rice), 2067 nucleotides long. RefSeq lists its product as uncharacterized. NCBI's taxonomy places the organism in Eukaryota, Viridiplantae, Streptophyta, Magnoliopsida, Poales, Poaceae. The record is from RefSeq and is a predicted model, not a curated record.
GAUCUUAAAAAUUUCAGCAAGCUUGUUUAUUUUUUGUAUUGAGACUCUAACACAGGAUUUCCGCCCGCGUCCCUCUCCCCAGGCGACACCGUGCACCGACAGCCCCGCCUCCUCCUCCCCUCCACCUGGCCGCCGCCCAAGCAGCCACCGGCAAAGCCACGCGGCGCCAAGGACGAUGGUGGCGAGGCCUCCUCUCUUCACUCGAGAAGCGCGGCGGGGCACCGGUGAGACCCAAGUGAAGUGCCGCCUCGGCGACUGAGGCGGCGGCGGCGGUGCCCGCCAGAUCCGCGCCGCUCCGGCCAGAUCUGGCGGGGUGGCGGCUGGUGGCGAGGAAGGCGACGGUGGCGGAGGUGGCGACGGCGACGGUGAUGGCGAGCUGUGUCGGAUGUUGGGGACCGUCGGCGGUGGGGAUGGAUAUGGCGCUCCGGGGAUGGAGGUGGUGGUGAGGCUGGCGACGGCGGGCCGGAUCCAGGCGCGCCGGAGGCGAAUCCGGCCCCUCCCCCCCCCCCCCCCCCCCCGCGGGCGGAUCUGGUGCGGGGAGAGCCCCACGUCCUCGCUGGUGGCGGUCGUGGAGCCCUGCUAUAAGCGGCGGCCGUGGAGGCCAGAUCCGUGCCGGUGGGGAGUGAAGGAGGCGACGGCGGCGCCUAGUGAUGGCCGUGGCGGCGAGGUGCUCGGCGGCGACGGUGGCGGUGUCCCCCAGAUCCGCGCCACCUCGGCCGAAUCUGGAGGGUGGCCGGCGGUGGUGGUCGUGGCAACUGGCAGUGUCGGCUGGUGACGGCGGCGGAGGGCAUGGCGGCGGCGUCGGGGCGGUUGCUGGCUGCUUUGGCGGCGGAGGGCGACGAGGCAGCGGCUGCAUUGGCGGUGGCGACGAUUUGCGAAGGCGGCGGCUGGCGUUGGCGACUGGUGACAACGACAGCAGUGACGGCGACCGGCUUGCGGUGGCCAUGACUGAGGAGGCGACAACGAUGUCGGUGGAUGCGACUGUGGCUGGCGACGUCGUGCAGACGGUCGCCGGAGACAGCAAGUGGAGGCGGGGAAGGAGUCGGGUGCGAGGUGAGGAUGGCGACAGUGAGGUGGCUGGCCGUUCGGCAGCAACGGCUGCGGUGGCGGUGACCAUGACUGCGGUGGGAGGAGGCAUGGCGGCCUCGGACGGCUAGCCGAGGGUGUGGCAGACGGCUGCGUCUGGCCGGCGUGACAGCGUUUGGAGGAGGGGUCAGAGACUGGCUUGGCACAGCUAGGCGCAGCGGAGGCUAGCUCAGCGCGAGAGGCGCGGGCGGCGGAGAUGGAAGCCGGCUUAGCACGAGAGGCGCGGCCGAUGGAGGGAGGCCUGAUUGGCGCGAGAGGCGCGUCCGGUGGAGGAGGCUGGCUUGGCACGAGAGGCGCGGCCGGCGGUGGAGGAGGCGACCUCGGUGCGAGGUGGAGCUGUCGGUGGGUGUGGCGCGGUCUUCGGCGCACGAAGGUUGGCCGGCGGGGGGCGCUGGUGCAGGGUCCCACAUGUCGGCAGAGGUUGAGUGGUGGUGGAGCAUCGGUGUGUCAGCCGUGGAUUCGCAGGUGGUGAGCGGCGGGUGAAAACCCAGCCCGGCCUUGGCCGGACCGACAACGAUGGUCAUUCCCCCUCCUGAGAGCGUUGUCGUGCUGUCUCACCCCUCAAGGGUGGUUGCCGGGCGAAAGCCCGCUCUUGGCUCUUUUGAGCCCCAACGGACGGCGGCGGCGGUUUUCCAUCGUUUCUCUUCUUGAAGACGUCAUUUUGGCAUACCCUAGGUGGGGCGAUCUCGUCUGUGUUCCUUUGUUGGUCUAGCGGCGGCCGGUCUGGUGCUAGCCUUCUCCCGGGCUUGUGUGUUAGCGUUGUCGAUGUGUGGGUGGUGGUAUAUUUUUUUUCCUUUUUCCUGGUUACGAUUCUCCAGGGUUGUAAUCUUGUAAUUUUUUUCCUACUCUAUCAAUAGAACUUCGCACUGUCUCGUGCAAGUUGUUCAAAAAAAAAUUCAGCAACAGGUUCUCACUACUUACCAUGGGAGUAGAUGGAGCAGUACCAAAUUUAAUUUAUAUGGCAGAGUGCUCAGCUGGCAA